UUGAGAAACUUUGCAUUCAUCUGCAGUUCGUGAACGGUUCUCGGCAUCAGUCAGUGGAAGACUCGCAAGUGAACAACACCACGUCGUACUCAAUCUCGAAUAUGGCUGUCCUACAGUUUGUUAUUACGUUGGCUCUUAUCGGCUGGACACAAGCCUACAACUGCCCGUACCCCAACGGCUACUUUUCGGAUGAAUCCCGAUGUGAGAAGUUUUGGGAAUGCCGUGAAGGUGUCGCCGAGGAGGUCUCCUGCCCCGACGGUCUCUUGGUGAACGAAAAAGCCGCUGCUUUCCGCUACCCAUGUGACUACCCUGUUGAUGUCGAAUGCGGCAAGAGGACUAUUCCACCUGCUGAGGGACCAUCGGGCAACUGCGCUCGCAAAUGGGGCAUGUUCAAGACUGGCUCCGACAACAGCUGCGGUGAUUUCGUCAACUGUGUGGAUGGAGUUGAGCACCAGUUUAAAUGUCCCGAAGGAUUAGCUUGGCACCCAACUCUCUGGCGCUGCGAAUGGCCAGACCAGGUUCCUACUUGCAACGUCGAAGCUUUCCUCGGCUUCAAAUGCCCUGACGUUGACGAAUAUGUCGCUGCCACCAACCCAGUCUACGGACACCCGACCGAUUGCGCUCGCUACUUCGUCUGCAUUGAGGGAAAUAAACCAAGACUGAACGUCUGCGGAGCUAAAACUGUAUUCGACAAGUCUAUCGGUGCUUGCGGAGCUCCAGAAAGCGUCCCAGCUUGCGCCAACUACUAUCCCCCCGAAUCCGAAAAGUACUCAGCUUAAAAACCUUCCUUAAAAUCUAGGCCGCACUUGUAUAGCAGGGUCAAGGGAAAACCACGAAUUGCGAGGGAUGAAGAGAAUGUCGUAUUAAUGUAUUGUUUUGUGUUAUGGAUUAAAGCGAAUACACAAUAUUUUUCCCAAUUA
Daphnia pulicaria is the source of this 920-nucleotide messenger RNA. Its product is annotated as protein obstructor-E-like. The record is from RefSeq and is a predicted model, not a curated record. The transcript has 6 exons. Gene Ontology annotation, cellular component: extracellular region. Bases 102 to 779 code for a protein of 225 amino acids. Gene Ontology annotation, molecular function: chitin binding. Lineage: Eukaryota; Metazoa; Arthropoda; Branchiopoda; Diplostraca; Daphniidae.